Sorghum bicolor (sorghum) is the source of this 1008-nucleotide messenger RNA. RefSeq lists its product as uncharacterized. The transcript has 4 exons. The coding region runs from base 122 to 703 and encodes 193 amino acids. Lineage: Eukaryota; Viridiplantae; Streptophyta; Magnoliopsida; Poales; Poaceae. The record is from RefSeq and is a predicted model, not a curated record.
UCACGUUUGGGCCGGACCGCACCAGCCUGAGGCCCAUUAACGAUGCAAUUUGCUGGGCCUCCAUUUUUUUUUCCCGUGCCUCCAUCCUCUUCUGUCUUCUCCGUCGGCGGGGAGAAGUGAAAUGUCGUGGAGAUGGGCGGCGGCGGCGAGAAAGCUCGCCGGAAUGCCCCAGUUGCGCACUCCAGGAGCCUUUACCGGCGGUCUUCUCUACCGCUCGUUCGGAAGCGACUCCAUCGGAAGCCGCAAGAGCUCGCUACCACGGAGGGUCCUGUCGAUCGGGGCCAUCAGCCUUGCUGGCGGGCUCGUGCUCAGCGCCGUCAACGACCUCGCCAUCUUCAAUGGAUGCACAACUAAGGCAAUCGAGCAUGCUGCUGACAACCCUGCGGUUGUGGAAGCAAUUGGAGCGCCGAUAGUCAGAGGACCGUGGUACGAGUCUUCUCUUAUGGUGGGCCAUCGACGGAGAUCUGUGUCAUGCACAUUCCCCGUAUCUGGGCCACAUGGAUCAGGAUUUCUCCAGAUUAAGGCAACCCGAAAUGGAGAGGAUGGUCUGCUUUCGUUUCUGCGGCAUCACGACUGGGAGAUCCUUAUGCUGGAGGCUCAUCUUCAUGUACCUUCAGAUGAUGAGGAGCAGAAAAGGCUGGUUAAGGUGAAUCUUGCUAGUGAUGGCCGUGGGGAAGAUGGGGAUCCAGAGAGUGAGUGUUAAGCUGCCAUAUUCUCAAAUCUGCACCUGUGGUUGGCUGGUUGAUCUUGGUAUGUACUGUAUUCCAUGGAGGGCGGGUGAUUGUGUCAUCUGAAUGGAUUCCAAAUAUUAAUAGGGUGUUUGGUUUGAGGUAUAAGUUAGUCCAUCGUCUCACUCCUCACUUUUUUGUUUUGUUUGUAGAAUAGAUGAUGCAUCCUCGCCUCAUUUCACAGGCUAAUAUUUAACACUAGUGUGAGAAUUGGAGUCAUUCCAUCAAAUUUGAGGAAUAGACUUGUGAUGAAAUAGAGAUCAAGAGAAGCAGUUGUUUU